Messenger RNA from Schistosoma turkestanicum, 345 nucleotides. Lineage: Eukaryota; Metazoa; Platyhelminthes; Trematoda; Strigeidida; Schistosomatidae. The record is from the annotation of a GenBank genome assembly.
AUGGUCAAAUUGGAUUUUCAAGAAAAAAUAGAAGAAAGAGAUUUAUUUACUUUGUUCGAUACAGAUAAUGAAGCACUUAUCAAUGAAUAUUUUUCAUCAGAAAAAGUUGAUCAAGCUGCUGAACAUUGUCUACGUUUAAUUGGUAGUAAAACAAUGGUAUCAUCACAUGAUACCAAUCCGAAUUAUCACAAUAAUCCUGAUGAAAGUACACUAAGUUAUACAGCACGUAAAUUAAAAUGGCGACUUUGCAUUCUCAAAGAAUUGGAUCGUAUUAAUCGUGGUUUAUAUUCAUGGAAUAUUGGUUCAUUAUUUCAAUAUCAUAAAGAUACCGAUACAGAAGAAUAA